This is a messenger RNA of Aquila chrysaetos chrysaetos, 1074 nucleotides long. It is a transcript of the gene NIFK, whose product is annotated as nucleolar protein interacting with the FHA domain of MKI67. The record is from RefSeq and is a predicted model, not a curated record. Gene Ontology annotation, molecular function: RNA binding. Gene Ontology annotation, cellular component: nucleolus. Gene Ontology annotation, biological process: maturation of LSU-rRNA from tricistronic rRNA transcript (SSU-rRNA, 5.8S rRNA, LSU-rRNA). NCBI's taxonomy places the organism in Eukaryota, Metazoa, Chordata, Aves, Accipitriformes, Accipitridae.
AGUGACGCGCUUCCGGUGGCGGCGGUGAGCGCAGCAUGGCGGCGGCGGCCGAGGCCGUGUCGGCGGAGGCGGCCGCGCCGGUACCGGCACCGGCACCGGCACCGUCGUUCCUGGCCUUGGAGCCGCGGCUGCAGCGCGAGUUCCAGCAGAAGGUGCAGCGGGUCCGCAACAACCGGGCGGCCAAGGAGGAGCUGACGCCGGGCGUGGUGUACGUGGGGCACCUCCCGCGGGGGCUCUGUGAGCCGCAGAUGUACGAGUACUUCGAGCAGUUCGGGACGGUGAAGCGGCUCCGGCUCUCGAGGAGUAAGAAGACUGGAGCUAGCAAAGGCUAUGGAUUUAUAGAGUUCGAGUCCGAUGACGUGGCUAAGAUUGUUGCAGACACAAUGAACAACUACCUGUUUUCUGAAAGACUGCUAAAGUGUCAGUUCAUAUCUCCUGAAAGGGUCCAUGAAAACCUCUUCAAAAACAGUGACAAAAUAUUUCGGAAGCCUUCUCAGCCAGCGGUCAGGCGGUACAAUAGGAUACGUUCACUUGUUCAGAAGGCAAAGAUGACAAAGCGACUGCUGCGAAAGGAGAAACUUUUACGGAAGAGACUGGCUGAAAAGGGGUUCGAUUACGACUUCCCAGGAUUUGCUGCACAGGAGCUUUCCAUAAAGAGAAAAAAAGUUAAAACAUCCAAGAAGUCAAAACUGAACAUUUCUUUGAGCAGCCAGGAUCCUACUCCAGUCUGUACUCCAACAGUGCUCGAGCGCCGGAAAGCUUCUCAGGUGGAUGACGACGCAGAGGACAAUGAAAUAACUCUCAGGCUGCCCCCUGCCACUGUUAAGAAUGCUGUGCAGAGACCAAAGAAACAGCCAAGAAAAACCGAACCUGAGGAAACAGAAGUAGGCUUAGAAUUUUGAUGGCUGUAGCUGUGUUUUUCCUCAACUCAAAAACUGGCGAGGUAGAGCUUCUAGUGGUUCUGCUGCCCUGGCUCAGUUCGUCUUGACUAGACUGUUUCAGCGUUUCCUAGGCAAGGAAUCUAUUCACAAAUCUGCAGGAGGUAGAAAUAAACGGACGCCUGUAAAGUUGAAA